Cajanus cajan (pigeon pea) is the source of this 2739-nucleotide messenger RNA. NCBI's taxonomy places the organism in Eukaryota, Viridiplantae, Streptophyta, Magnoliopsida, Fabales, Fabaceae. The record is from RefSeq and is a predicted model, not a curated record.
AUGGCGAAUGCCCUCGUGGGUGCAUGUAAUUGGGUUAGAGCCGAUUUGCUGCACGCUGUGACGGUCCAGUCGAAUAUUAGACGAGUGGGGGGCCUGGCGGGCAUUUUACCGGGAAGGGUGCGAUUGUCGCCACUUAAAGAAGUGAAAGAAGCCAUACUUUCUAUCAAAAUUUCUGAAAUAAAUAACCUUCAUUUGGAGGACUUGCCAAACUUAAAGAGUAUAUCUUCUGGUGACACUGUGGAAUUGCCAUCUUUGGAGCAUGUGAUUGUGAACCGUUGCCCCAUCUUAAAGAAGUUCGGUUUGGGAACAAUAAAACACUCACAGUUAAAGUCACUCAUCUUAGACGGUCAAGUUCAAGUUCAAGACGACAUUGAUACAAAGAUUGCCCAUAUUUUUGAAUUCUUGGAUAUAUUCUCAACAAUUAUCGACUACAAUAUUGAUAAUACUAAGGAAUUAAGUAAGGUAAUAGACAACCUUCAACCUUCACAUUUUACCAACUUGAUAUCAUUCUCAGCAAAAAGUUGUGAUGAAAGGAUACAUAAAUUUCUGUCUAUUUUGAUUAAAAGAUCAAAAAAGCUUCAAGUUAUCGUCAUUAAGCAAUGCAAAACAUUAGGACAUUUAUUUGACCUCGAGGAACUUACACCUGAUGAGGAUGGAUAUGGUAAAUAUUUCAAACAACUAAAGCGGUUGGUAUUAAUAGAACUGCAUCAGCUAGCAAGCAUAUGGAACAAAGAUCCAACAGGAACUUUUGUCCUAGAAAAUCUUCAAAUUAUACAUAUCACAAGGUGCUCCUCUAUGAAAUACCUAUUCACUCAUUCUGUAGCUGAGAAGCUUUACCAAUUAAAUGAAUUAAAGUUAGAGGGAUGUGAAAUGUUAGAGACCGUUGUUGAUAAUGGUAGCACUAAAACAAUUGAGUUCCCAAAAUUGAGCAAGGUGGAGUUCAAGUCCCUCUCAAGCUUGAUCGGAUUUUACCACCAUGUAGAAAUCCCAAGGUUGAAAACUUUGAUUAUAGAAAAAUGUCCUAUGUUGCAAGAAUUCACAUCUAGUUUUGCAACAACAGGUGCAUCAUUCACAAUUGAAGGGGAGUCUUUCUCUGAGUUGAAUGAAGUCAAGAUAGAUAGUUGUGAUAGGUUGAUUUGUGUUAUCUCUUCUAGAACAUUACAAGAGUUGAGGAAUUUGAAGAAACUCAUUGUGAGUCAUUGUAACGCAUUGAAAAUGGUAUUCAACAUUUAUGAGGAAAUAUCUUAUUCUAAUACAGAGCUUUUGCAACAUCUUGAUGAAUUGAUUUUGACUAAUCUACCCAAAUUGACUCACAUCAUCAACAAGAAAGUUGUUAGGCUCUGUCAAAAGAUGCAAAUCCUACAAGUGAGCCAAUGUGAGUCCAUUGAUUGGUUACCAAUGUCUCUAAUGCUAAGAUAUAUGGAAAUUUCUAACUGUGGGGCCUUGGAAAAAAUCCUGAUGUUCAAUAAAGAAGAAGGAAAAGCUACAUUUUCUCAAUUGAAGUUUGUUUUCCUUGAAAACUUAAUAAACCUCUCGAUUAUCUUUCCUUUUUCAUCUGAAUUUCCAUCCUUAGAAAUAUUGAAAAUAAAAAAUUGCCCCACUCUAAUGACUUUUGUUGAAGUGUCCAAUGAGCUAAAAGAUCUUCAAGAAUCUCAUCCUUCAAACUAUUUCUUUCCAAAUUCUUUGUUAUUGGAUAAAUUAAAGGAACUUUAUAUAAUAAAUAAGGAUGUUGAGAAGCUCUCGCACUACAAUUGCCCUUCCAAAUCAUUUUGUGAAUUGGAAAAUUUGACAUUGAGCAACAACAAAGUGUUGAGUUCCAUCUCUUUCAGCAUGAUCAAACAAUUCAUCAGCCUGAAAAAACUGACUUUAGACAAAUGUGAGUUAUUGAUUGAGGUAUUUAACCUCAAAGAUGACAAACUAGAUUAUAAUAUCCAAGAAAUGCUUCCUCAACUCAAGGCAUUAACAUUGAGUAGCUUAAGAAGAUUGACAUAUUUAUGGAACAAGGAACCUCAAGUUCCAUUUUUCACCAAUUUGGUGUCUCUUUACAUUGUCCACUGUGGUACUCUCAAAAGUUUAUUCUCACUUUCUAAUGUCAAAAAUCUUGGGAAACUCAAAUUACUCAAAUUGUACAACUGUGAGAAAAUUGAAGAGGUAAUAUCCAAUGAAAAAUCUGAAAAUAUGUCUAUCAGUUUCCCAUUAAUGGAAUGCCUUGUACUCAAAAAUCUUCCAAAGCUAGUCAACUUUUGUCAGCAAAAUGGAACUUUCAAUUGUCCUAACUUACAAAUAGUGAGGGUGAUAAAUAUUCCAAAUAUGGAAACAUUUUCAAGAGGUAAUCUCAACAUGCCAUUGUUGAGAUCAGUUCAUAUACAAUUUGCUAAGAAAAUUUGGCUUGGAAGUUUGAAUAAGACCAUAUCAUAUAUGCACAAAGAUCCAGGUCAUAUCUCGGGCCUUUGAAUUCAAAAUUCAAAGUUCUCGUUGUCCCUGAAAGGUUAAGAUAGAGAUUUAUAAAAGUGUCUUUCAUAAGCCAAAGCUAGUUCUGAUGGUUUAAGGCCCCAAAAUACGUUUCAAAACUUUGCCUUUACACUUGAGUGAGAAUUCUCAUUAAGAGUAAAACUUAGAAGUUUAAACAUGUAAUUAGUGGGUUGGACUUGUAAUUAACUGGAUUUAGGCCCAAUAACAUCCGUGUCUGUAAAUAAGUGUCAGUAGCUUGAGUUGUGUAAAUAAUCCUCAUUUUUUAGA